Nematocida homosporus is the source of this 3471-nucleotide messenger RNA. RefSeq lists its product as uncharacterized. The coding region runs from base 1 to 3471 and encodes 1156 amino acids. Lineage: Eukaryota; Fungi; Microsporidia. The transcript has a single exon. The record is from RefSeq and is a predicted model, not a curated record.
AUGUUAUUAUCUAGAUAUAUGAAUAAGCCCUCAGAUAACAGUGCCCAAAACAAGCCGAGGUUUGUACUAGGAUGUUUUUCUGUACUUCAGAGCAUUCUGGUUAGUGGAUACGGCACAGCACUAGAUACUUUAAUUGGUCUCACCACUACCGACAAACCCUAUCGCGUCAAAUCAAUUAAGUAUUGGGUAUUGGGAGUGUGUGCCUUACUAGUACUGUUUAAUAGUGUUAGUGGGUCAAACUGGUCAGGCGAAUCAGACGUAUUAAGUGAGUCUAGUGCUGAUACUGGUUAUUAUGAAUACGAUAAACAUCUUGAAGCAAAUGGGCUAAGUGAAUCUAGUGAAUCCAGUGAAUCCAGUGAAUAUAAUGCGUCUAGUGAAGAUAGUGGGGAUAGUGGCUGGUAUAGGUUUGAGGAUAAUGCGUUACAGAUAAAAUCCCAAGUAGGGCCUUUAGAGGCGAGUGAUGUUAUUGAACUCCUGGAAACACUCGGGUUUGACUUUGGAAAGCAGCGGGCCAUAAAAAUCAGUCGAUACCAUUUUAACCAAUUCAAUCCAACCAUCUCUAAUUCUAAUACCAACGCAAGCUUAUCCAUAGAUUCCGACAACCUUCCUGAAUACGUAAUAGAAGAUUUAGGGACGCAGAUUGGUUUCUCUCUACCACACUAUUCAACUAUAGAGGAGGCUCAGGAUGCUUUGAACAAACUAAGAAAGAUUGCUGUGAUUAGAACGAACACUGCGUAUAUUACAUGCUUUGCAAGCUAUGAACCGCGCAAGUCAAUAACGAUGCAAAUUCUCACUCGAGUGGUUCACGUAUUCGACUGUGUGAGGCUUCAUCCCUGCUUUGAUGCGAUCCAGGAACAGCCCUGGGGGUCGACUGAGAUCGAUACAGAAGCUUGCUGGGAAGAAGCGAUGAACACAAUUGGCCAUGCCAAGUAUGAAUCCGAGUUCCAACUAGAGUUUGUAACUUCAGAAAAGCGGUUUAUUCAGGAUUGGAUAUGCAGCGGGAUUGUCAUUCUCCGGCCAAUUUUCGGGGUUUGUUUAGGCGAAUAUGAGUAUUAUACAACAUCACUCCUUAGCCAAUUGCAGUUUGUCAACGACUAUAUCAUUUCUUUUGAGCGUUUACCUAAUGAGGCAAACAUGGACUUAAGUUUCCUGGCAACAUCGACUUGUAGAUGCAGCAAGAUCAUUAUCAAAAACACCAAACCAAUGAGGAUAUCAAUUAUAGGUCUUGAAGAUGCUAUUCUCAAGCAUCCUAUGAUUAUUCUGGAGAUCAGCUGGUCUAAUCUUCAAUACCUGGGCACAUACAACAAGACCCCAAUCAAUGUUCAUACUAUUCUAGGCAUUGAGACUACCAGCGACUCUUUUAAUGACAUGAAAGAUGCCCGCGAAUAUAUGAAAUGCAUGACGCCUCUGCCACCACGGGUAUUUGCCACCAAGAUUAUUGCCACAAUCUCCACCAAAACCCCAUGUAAUGUCUUGGACUAUUACAAACAAUUAUACACCGUUGAUGCAUAUGCCAUCUAUCGAAUCAAAGUUGAUAAGGCCGAAGUCAUCUAUGAAAAUGGAAGAGCUGAUUUGUUUGAGACCUUAGAUAUGCUCUACAGAGUUAAUGCAUUGCCAGACAUCCCAAAGGAAGUUCAGAGAAACCAUCUUAUUGGCGGCUGCGAGAAGCUUAGUACCAAGUGGCCACUUCAAGAUAAUGUGAACAUUUAUUUAGGCCAUCCAGAUUUAGACAUCUAUCUUGACAACUAUAAGAAGGCCCGUCUAUACUUCUGCCAGAAUAUACGUUACAAAACCAUUAAGAUUGACGGCACCCAAGCACCACAAAAAGACCAAACCACCUUAUGUCUUGACCUCCUGGCCCUUUUCCAGAACAUGGUGGCAGACGAACUCAUAAUCAAGAAUGUACGUACCUGCAUCCAGAUCACGACUAGUUUUGAUAUGAAGACUCUAAAUCUAAAGAAAGAAGCCAUUAAAGAGCCCAAGCACCAAAUCAGUGUCAAGAAAUUAGUAUUAGACACAGUUGAUGAAGAGAUUGUUUACUGGAUAGUAAGACACUACGAAUUUAUUAGCCAAAUAGAGUUACACAUUCUAAACCAGCGCUUUACGGACAUGGGCAUUAUUCAGAUUUUAGCAGAUCCACAAGGCCAAUUUAUUACCUUGCUUAUGAUUAACGGAUUCCAAGGAUUAAAUGAGGUUGUGUAUCAGAACCAACGAGAUAUAAUAGAAGGUUUCUCUGUCUUCAGGUACAUUGAGGAAGCUUCACAAGGAAAUAAAUCCGCAGAAACAACCGGGAUACAUAAGCUGGUUUUACAGCUCAAUACUACAGAAAUCAGCUUGCAUAGUGAGCUUUUACAGGAAUUCAGGCAAUAUGGAAUCGGAUAUCGAAAGACUCUCGACCAACCCAAGUACAUAAGUGAACUAAGUUAUUUUCGCCAAGUCAUUGCGUCAGACGAUCAAAACAUACACAUCGCCAAUCUUAAUUUCGAAAGUAUCAAAACCGAUUUCUUCAGUCUCCAAGCCCAAGUCCCAACUCUUUUUCCACGAUCUAAUCUAGCUUUAAAUCCAAACACCAACACCCAGAGUUUAACCAUAGACUUCAAGCCCGAUUUAUUUCUCACUGAACCCAUCAUAGCAACUAUUCUGCGCUGGGUAUCUUGUCGAUUUGCAGGCCUGCACGAGUUAAUUGUCAGAAACAAUGUUAUAUUCGAAAACAUUCGAUGGCGGUUGCGGGGCCGCGUGCAUCGAUUUCUCGGCCUAGACCCAGAGCUUUGUAUUCGCUUUAUGGGCAAACCAGGACAAGAGGUUGAGUUAUUGGGAUGGCAAUCUCUAAGAGUCAAGUUCAGCUUCUACGCAGACGUCCAUGAUCCCACAGCAGAACUCACUGCCGUAUCGCACACAACCAUCUCUCGAUUGGUUGCACAGGCCAGUUCUCUUCAAGAUACUAUUCCCGCGCACAUGGCCCCCAAAGCAACCCUCAAGAUGCUCAUCAACUCUGUUGAGAUGCGCGAGAACGACCCAUCGCGCAUUGAGUGUUCCAUUUGUUUUCGACAGCUUUAUAUCCCCCAGGACAAAGAGGAAGGCCAACUAUCCAUUGACUUGCAAGAUACAUUUAACCCAGAAAAUCACAUCGAUACAUUCUGCUAUCUCAGAUGCGGGCACUCAUUCUGCUAUAUGUGCAUAUGGGAAUACACUAAGAAAUGCAAUACACCACCAGAACCAACAUGUCCCGUCUGCCGAGCACGUAACGUAUUCCAAGCAGGUCACCAUCUUAUAAGUAUUCCCUUUCACUGUUUCAUCUUUGUCAAUGAUUGCAGCAACGUAUUAACCGGUGCUUACGAAUGGCUCAAAUCUAUCACAUUCGGGGACAAUUAUGUAUAUAUGUACUUUACGUACCCAACUUUCACUGACCUUUGUUCUACCCUCGCCUUUACUCUAUCAAAUGACGCCGACUCUAUGGUCUACCUUGUUUAA